Molecule: messenger RNA, 2462 nt
Organism: Mollisia scopiformis
Lineage: Eukaryota; Fungi; Ascomycota; Leotiomycetes; Helotiales; Mollisiaceae
Product: family 47 glycosyl hydrolase
Exons: 3
Coding region: 97-2301 (734 amino acids)
Biological process (GO): N-glycan processing; carbohydrate metabolic process
Cellular component (GO): membrane; endoplasmic reticulum
Molecular function (GO): mannosyl-oligosaccharide 1,2-alpha-mannosidase activity; calcium ion binding
Source: RefSeq, a predicted model, not a curated record
CGAGCAUCUACUAUUUGCAUUGUACAUCACUUCACUUGACGCUGUUCUUUCCCUGUAUCUAUUCAGUCGCUCCUUAAUAAUGAUCAAAUAACCUCGAUGAACGUCCGCGACCCCUUCGAUCGCCCAAUUUUCUCCCCGUUCCAAAUCUUACGAGGAACUGCAACACAAGCUGCCGCGCAAGUAACGCAGAGAGUGAAGGAAGCUGGGAUUCAAGCAUACGAGUCCGGCAAACAAGCAGUCGAAGAGAUGUCUUUCUCCAUACCCCAGAACGUUCCGUCCUUUACAGAUCCACAACGCGAACUGGAGAACAGAGUCUGGGGGUCUUCAGGAGUCACUUCGAGGUCUGGGGCUUCGCAUUCAAACGGGGUCAUGAGCGGGAUGCAAGAUCGAGUUGGGAGCUUCUUUGACAAGAGUCGGGGCGAUCUGCCCAUGUACAAAGACAAACCAUAUUCAUACGCAACAUCAAGGAGGCGGCGGCCGUUCUGGAAGCGGAAGAGGAAUAUGGGUGGACUCGCUGCGUUGUUCUGUCUGAUAUUGCUGUACUACCGGGGAUUCUUUGGCGGUGGUACACCAGAGGACUUAACGUCCGGAGAAAAGAGCAAGAACAAUUGGAGUUGGCUGAAGGGCUCAGAGAAAGCUGGUACGGUUGACUGGUUGGAACGUCGAGAGAAGGUGAAGGAGGCAUUCACAACGAGCUGGGAUUCUUACGAGAGAUAUGCUUGGGGUUACGACGAAUUUCACCCAGUAUCGAAGCGUGGAAAUCAUAUGACCCCAACAGGAAUGGGUUGGAUCAUAGUCGAUGCAUUGGAUACGAUGAUAUUGAUGAAUCUGACAAGCAGAUUGACGCAUGCUAGGGAAUGGAUGUCGAAAUCACUCUCCUACGAACAAGAUCAGGAUGUCAAUACCUUUGAGACUACAAUUCGAAUGAUUGGCGGACUACUUUCGGCACAUUAUCUCUCCACAGAGUUUCCUGAAAUGGCUCCCCUGACAGAUGAUGAUGAGGGCGCUGCUGGUGAGGAUUUGUACCUUGAGAGGGCUAAGGAUCUAGCCGAUCGAGCUAUGGGAGCGUAUGAAUCUUCCUCAGGGGUGCCUUACGCGAGCUUCAACAUGAAGACUACGAAAGGGCUUGUGUCACACGACGAUGGUGGAGCUUCUUCAACAGCAGAAGCAGCUACUCUGCAACUGGAGAUGAAAUAUCUGUCAAAGCUUACCGGCGAGACUCUUUACUGGGAGAGAGCCGAAAAAGUCAUCCAAGUGAUCGAUGAUAAUGGCAUGGAAGAUGGUCUUGUCCCAAUCUACAUCUAUGCAGACCAAGGUCAUUUCCGAGGCAACAAUAUCCGUUUGGGCAGUCGAGGUGAUUCUUACUACGAGUAUCUCAUCAAGCAAUAUCUCCAAACUUCGAAAGAGGAACCGAUCUAUGAAGAGAUGUGGGAUCAAGCUCUUGCUGGUGUACGCAAGCAUCUGAUCACUUAUUCUUCUCCGUCACAAUUCACUGUCCUGGGUGAACGUCCUGAUGGGCUGCAAGGAACACUGUCUCCAAAAAUGGAUCAUCUGGUAUGCUUCAUGCCGGGCACGAUCGCUCUGGGCGCAACGGGAGGUCUUCCAGAGAAAGAGGCCAAGAAGCUAUCAACAUGGAACAAGAGAAAGGAUGAGGAGAUGAAUUUGGCCAGAGAACUGACUCAGACCUGUUGGGGCAUGUACAAAGUAAUGGCCACAGGACUUGCUCCAGAAAUCGCACAUUUCCACAUUGAUACUCCUCCCCUUCCCGAAUCGGCACCCCACAAAGCACCAGAAACAUUUGACGAUCCCGAGAAUCUUGAAUGGAGGAGAGAUUUCAAUAUUAAGAGCAACGACAAGCAUAACUUGCAAAGACCGGAGACUGUGGAGAGCUUAUUCUACAUGUGGAGAAUCACUGGGGAUGAGAUCUAUAGAGAGUGGGGCUGGGAGAUGUUCAAGUCAUUCGUGGAAUUCACGAGGCUUGAGGAUGGAGGGUUCACGAGUUUAUCGGAUGCUGAUAGGAUCCCGCCUCCAACCAGAGACAACAUGGAAAGUUUCUGGCUGGCCGAAACUCUAAAGUACUUUUAUCUCCUUUUCUCACCCAACGACCUCAUUCCUCUUGACAAGGUUGUCAUCAACACAGAGGCGCAUAUAUUCCCCCGUUUCAAGCUAGGUCCAUUGUUCAAGACCGGCUGGAAGAGGAAGCCCCGCGGUCCCGAUGGAAAGCUUCUCCCUGAUCCUCCAAAAGAAGAACCUGCAACCCAGACAAGGAAGAUCGAAGUAGAGGUUAAGACGAGUUCAUGAUUUUCUUCUUUCUUGUAGGAACAUUCAAAAGUAUUGUACAUACUGGUGGCGCUGUCGAGACAGCAGGGGAGAAGGAUGUAAUUCAAGAUUACAUGAUUGUAUUCAUAAAUUGAUACCAAGCUGAUGAGCCGGUUGUUCACAUAUGACAAACAAAUUCGUCC